CCACCAGGGACUCUGUGAGGUUGACGUGCUGCGCUGCUGUCGGGGCUCCAGUUGUUACGGACACGCGCACACACACACACACAGGAGUGAGGAGUAGACGUAUGUGUGGUGAGGUGAACGUAGUGGACCGGCCAAGAACGUGACACAGGCGAGGGGUGAUUGGUGAGCAGGAGGAGUGAUGGAGACUGCAAGUUACGUGGCGUUGGUGACCAUCCUUGUCCUGGUUGGCCCCGUUGCUGCCUUACCACAACAACAGGCUGAGGCACUACCAGGCUUACGAUGGUCGGAAGCGGUGGUGGAGGUGACCCUGACCAAGCGCCACGCCCCCACCGACCCCUACAGUCACGCCAACAUCAGAGACAGCACUCCCAACAGCCUCCUCAAGGUCACCAUGGAGAACAAAUUAUAUGAGUUACACCUUGAGCCUACGAGUUGGUUGGUGUCCCCGGGCGCCUCCAUCGUUCGUGUGGGGUCGAGGGAUAGCUCCGUCCGGGGAGCUACUGGAGACUUUCAGCCCUUGAAGCCCCGUCCGUGUUUCUACCUGGCUAAACCCAACCUUAUGGGAGAUAAGACCACAUCUGGUACCGUCUCCCUUUGUCAUAGUGAUGGACCGCACGUGAUGUUAAUGGUUGACGACGAAUUAGCAGAACUUCUCCCCAUCUUAAAAGUCCUCGGCAACAUCACCUCGUCCUCGUCCGCCCUUCCCCCCACCGUGUCCAAGAGGGGGGAGGCGCCCCUUAACAUCAACCGCUUCACGCACGUGGUUAAGAGACAUCCACUGCCCGCCGUGUUGGACCAGGAUUGUCAUAGUGAAUUCAGCUGUAGAAACGCCCCCCACUUGCCGGCGCCCAUCAAGGUGCCAGACAUCAGCCAGGUCAUGAUUGAUCCCACGACUGACGGCGUUACGAGGGUGACAGAGACAACUCCUGACCCACUGACCGUAGAGUUGGGCAUCAUCCUCGACCAAGCCUUGAUCGACACCUUCGCUGAUUACCUCAACAAUGACCAGGAGCUAAUCGACCUCGCCCUUGGCCUCGUCAACAACGUUCAGGCACUGUAUCGUCACCCGUCGUUAGGCCGCCGGGUGGAUCUAACCAUCACCCACAUGCGGCUCCUGAACAAGCAGCCUGAAGACCUGCCCACCCACAACGGAGAUCGGAUCAAGUUGCUUAAGUCCUUCUGCAGCUACAGUCAACGCCACAAUAUUCCCGAGGACUCCCACCCCGAGCACUGGGAUAUUGGCGUCUACCUGUCUGGGUUGAACUUCUUCACUAUGACACCAGAGGGAAGUGUAGACGGAGUGACGAUGGGAUUAGCAUUCACUGGAGGCGUCUGUAAAAUCGGCACCUCCUGUCUCAUUAACGAACUGGGCGCCGUUAACUUCCGAGGGCGGCCUUACCCUUCUUCAGGAGCCCUUAGCUCUUACGUCCUAGCCCACGAGGUUGGCCACAGCCUGGGUCUACGGCACGAUGGGGUGAGCAAUGAGUGCCAAAGAAGCGGGUUCAUCAUGGCUGCUGGCAGAGGGGUCAAAGGUGCCACAACCUGGUCUUCCUGUGCCAGAGAGAAGAUCCUUAAGCAAAGUGGCGACUGCGUGCGUGAGAGAGGUGCUGCUGCUGCUGGUGGUGCUGCUGCUGCUGCUGCUGCUGGUGCUGCUGGUGGUGCUGCUGCUGGUGAUGGUGAAGCUUCAGGCUUGGUGGAGGCAGCAGUAACAUCGACUUGGAAUCACAGUGUGUAUAAAGGUUUGCCUGGCCAACGAUGGGACGCCUCAGCUCAGUGUCAGUUGUUCUUGAGAGACAGAUAUGCCACAGUUGCUGACACCUCCAGGAUCAAUGAAAUCUGCAACACCGUCACCUGUAUUUCACCGACACGUAUCUCAACUUACCUGGCUGGCCCGGCGCUAGAGGGAACUCACUGUGGAGGAAAGAAUUGGUGCCAGGGCGGUCAGUGUGUGCCGUGGGGUAACGAAGGACCGGAGGAGGUGGUAGUAGGCGGGUGGGGGCCCUGGACACAUGCUGCCUGCGCUUCGGGUUGUGUCAAAGGAGCUACAGGUUACAAGAUCUCUCACCGUCUCUGUGACUCACCGAUGGCUAAGAACUCCGUGAAAGGCUGUGUAGGCUCCCAGGUCGAAGUCUCUCUCUGUCCUGACGAUAAGGUGUGUGGUGAAACCCCCCGGAAGACGGUCAACGAGCUGGCUAGUGAACUGUGUAAGGUGGUGUCAACGAUGAAGACAGAGAUUGACCCCGUUGGACGCCAGCUGUCCUAUAGUGAAGACAUGGCAUGGCAGGCGUGCGCUUUGUACUGCCAGAGAAAGAACAGCACCGACCUCUGGACGCCUCGCCACGAGUUUAAGGACACACCUCACGUAGCCACACACCUGCCUGACGGUACUCCCUGCAACGUUGGCCAAUACGUGUGUCUGAACCGCCAGUGUGUGUCUAGGAUGCCACAGGUGCGCCAUGCAGGUAUCAUCAACUCGCCGUCACCUGAUCACGAAGGACUAGACCCAGAGCCACCAGGUGACCUACGACCUAUUGACCGCGACGACCUCUUCUUCUGAACGACCUCCACCACCUACAGUGCCUCCGUCGUGUUCAUCUGAGUCCCUCCACCGGCAGCGUAUUCGUCAUCAAUGUUUUUUUAUGUAUCAGGAUUAACAAGAAGCUUCCUAGGAAAAAAAUAGCUUCUAAGAUGGGUAUUUUUGUCCUAGGAUGAAGUCUUAUAAUAAUACUGGGAAAUUAAGAUGUAAUGCUAUCCACGACAUAAGUCCUCCUGGGAAAUAAAAAUACUAAUAUUUUUUUUUUACUAGAAUGGACAGAAAAAACAUCCCGGCAAAUAUCUAUGUCAUUAUUAUUAGACAAAUCUAUAUCAUCCUGGAAAAAGAAUUAUCCAUUUUUAUCCUAGACUGAACAUAUCUUGGAAAAAUCAAACUAUUUUUCUCCCAGAAUAAGAACUGGACAUCCCAGAAGAAAUAUUUGUCUCCUUGGAUGAACACAAUACAACCUGGGUAUAAAAACAAUAAUUUUUUUCCCUCCUAUGAUGAACAGACACAAUACUGGAACAACAUCGUCAGUCAUUUGUUUUUCGGACACUGUAAACAACAUUAUCCCCCGUCUUGUUUUGCCAUGAAUACCCUUGACAUUGUAAACGAUUUUAGUCUGUGUCUGUGUAUAAAUUCUAAUAAUAUGUUUGUGUUAUUUAUUGUGUUGGAAUUAAAUGUUAUUAUUAUGUGUGUGUUUCUGUACGUGAUAAUUCUUACGUCAAAUGUUAUUCUUUCUUUCCUUUUCUCGUUUCCUCUCAUUUUCGCUCCUCUCCUCCUCCUCUUAUUCCUCCUUUUAUUCUAC
Homarus americanus (American lobster) is the source of this 3341-nucleotide messenger RNA. Its product is annotated as A disintegrin and metalloproteinase with thrombospondin motifs adt-1-like. NCBI's taxonomy places the organism in Eukaryota, Metazoa, Arthropoda, Malacostraca, Decapoda, Nephropidae. The transcript is spliced from 17 exons. Gene Ontology annotation, cellular component: extracellular matrix. Gene Ontology annotation, biological process: proteolysis; extracellular matrix organization. Bases 179 to 2557 code for a protein of 792 amino acids. Gene Ontology annotation, molecular function: metalloendopeptidase activity. The record is from RefSeq and is a predicted model, not a curated record.